AUGGACUUGGAGGGCCUGAGCUUCAAAAUCGUCACGCACACGACGGCGCGGAAGGUGGUCAAGGACGUGGUCAGCAUGCUGCAGAACCACUACCCCGAAUGCAGCGGGAGGAUGAUCAUCAUCAAUGCCCCUCGGGUUUUUGGCAUCGCAUGGUCUUUUGUAAAGCCGCAGUUGGAUGCAAAGACGGUCGAGAAGAUCUCGAUCUUCGGAAGCGAUCAGCGAGAGGCGUACGUGCAGUGCCUCCUUGAUCUGGUCGACGCUGACCAGCUGCCUCAGAUGUACGGCGGCACUUGCGUCUGCGACGGUCAGGACCCCAUGUCCUGCAUGCGUGCCGUGAAGGGGCCGUGGGCGAAGCCAGAGGUGCUCAAGAUCUUAGAAGAGCAUCCGCUGGACGAGGUUCUGACCCCGGAGGGCGCGAAGCUGCUCCAGAAAUCGCAGCAG
Symbiodinium necroappetens is the source of this 441-nucleotide messenger RNA. The record is from the annotation of a GenBank genome assembly. Lineage: Eukaryota; Dinophyceae; Suessiales; Symbiodiniaceae.